This is a messenger RNA of Hyla sarda, 2147 nucleotides long. RefSeq names its product transcription factor Sp5-like. NCBI's taxonomy places the organism in Eukaryota, Metazoa, Chordata, Amphibia, Anura, Hylidae. The transcript has 2 exons. Bases 610 to 1635 code for a protein of 341 amino acids. Gene Ontology annotation, molecular function: RNA polymerase II cis-regulatory region sequence-specific DNA binding; DNA-binding transcription factor activity, RNA polymerase II-specific. Gene Ontology annotation, biological process: regulation of transcription by RNA polymerase II. The record is from RefSeq and is a predicted model, not a curated record.
GAAGUUCCAUUCCUGCACCAUUGACACAUCUGCUGUGAUGGUAUUAGCGACAAAUGUUUACCUGGUGCUUUCUAUUGUUAUCCGGAUUAAGAAAAGAAACGGAGUCCCUUAUUAGCUGACUGAAUGAUACAGCUUCACUUUAACCCCUAGACUACCAGGCAGGUUUCUAUGCAGCAAUCCCAUGCCUCUUAUGUUUGCUUCCUCUUAGAGUGCAUUCUAUUAACUAUUUCAAACCGCCUGGACCUUUUAAAAACAUUAAAUAGAGAAAAACACCAAAUCCCUAACAAAACCAGCAUAUACAUCCUGAUCUGUGCAGAGCCAGCCUUCUGCAUACAUAACAGACACCCCCAGCAGGGGGUCUGCGCAUAAACUAGACUCCACUUUGAAAAUGGUUCAAUCUAUUUUAAUGAUUGGUUAGCUUCCUCACUUCAAAGACAAUCCACACUCUCACUCCUGAUUGGCUGACAGGCAGUCAAAAAAAAAAAAAAAGUUUGCAUAGUGGAGGAUCAAACAAGGGAGAUGAGUUAGGAGAGAGCUGGGGAAGUAACAUCAUCUGUUCACCUGCUCUGGGGAUGAUCUGAUCCUACCUACCUACCUAGGACAUACCUCAUGGCUUCUAUGGUUGUUCUACACAGAGAAAACACUUUACAGGCUUAUUUACAGGACAGGACACCCAACGCCUCUCCAGACACAGGACAUAUACCCUCCCUGAACCUGUGUCCCUCGGCUACAGUAAUACCACACAGAGCUAAUCGGGAUUACCCACAAUCCUCUUCAUACACUAUUGGACCUUCAUCAACAAUGUUUCAACUCUGGAGUAAUGAAGUACCUCCAAAUUCAGGAAUGGGAUCUCAUGCUGUGGCUUUUGGUGUUCCGAAAAUGCAGUAUGCUGGUCAUAUGCAGGCGGUAGGGUCUCAUGAACUACCAUUGACUCCUCCAGCUGACCCGACUGUUUAUUCCUUCGAUUUGUCUCCCGUAAAGGUGUUAGCUCCACAAGUUCCAACCAACCCUACUUACCAUUUCCAAGACCCAAAUUCUAUGACACAGGACUUCACUUUCAUGCAAAACGCACCCACAUUGACCCAAAGACAUAUGCCCUCUGGACAUAUGGAUGAGCAGACUUGGUGGAGCUUGCAACAGGCAAAUCCAAAUAACAUUCAUUCCUUCCACUUGACAAACUCCUUGGUAGUUGGACCCCAACCUCAACUUGCAGCACUUCUUCAGAGCUCCUCUAAAACAUUGCUAAGCAACACUAGACGCUGCAGAAGAUGUAAGUGCCCAAACUGCCAAGCCUCUCCAGGCAAUGAGGAACCAGGGAAGAAGAAGCUUCAUAUAUGUCAUCUUCCAGGUUGUGGCAAGGUAUAUGGGAAGACCUCUCAUCUCAAAGCUCAUUUGCGUUGGCAUGCUGGGGAGAGGCCUUUUGUAUGUAACUGGGUCUUCUGUGGGAAGAGUUUCACAAGAUCUGAUGAACUGCAGAGGCACCUUAGGACUCACACCGGAGAAAAGCGUUUUGGGUGCCAAGAGUGUGGGAAGAGAUUUAUGAGGAGCGACCACCUUGCUAAACAUACAAAAACCCAUCAGAACAAAAAGGGGAAGUGUUCAGGUCCUCCAGUGGACUGUAUCAAGACAGAAUGAAUGGUAUUUAUUGAGCUCAUAAAGGACUAUUAUUUUAACUCGUUAGGAUGUAUUUCCUUAAUCUUUACAGUGGACAGUUUACAGGGUUGUAUAGGACAUCCUUAAAUAUGUUUUACCUUCAGCUUCUUAUUUGACCAAAGUGGCCUGCAAAUUAUGGGGACUUUGUGCCUGAAAUGAUGUGCAUAAGAAAAGUAUUAAUGCCUAUUUAUAAAUGUGUAAAAUAGGAAUGCCAUGUGGCUUUAAAAGUCUUAUUUUCUACGUUCCGGCUAAAAAUCUUUCUUUAUAGAGUGGUCAUAAAUGUGUUUUUCUCAUACUUCUUGAGAAUGAGAUCUCUCAUCCCAAACUAAAGGACUCUGUUCGGACUUUGCUUCCAACACUUCAUGUAUAAAAAGGAAACCCCAAUUGAUUGCGGACAUUCAUUUCCAGGUGAUCUAUUUCUUCAGUAAAUGUUCUUAUGGACUUGAAAAUAAAAUGUUGCUGUGUUGUGAGUGUCGUAAUAAAAUAUGUUCAUU